Molecule: messenger RNA, 441 nt
Organism: Akanthomyces muscarius
Lineage: Eukaryota; Fungi; Ascomycota; Sordariomycetes; Hypocreales; Cordycipitaceae
Exons: 1
Coding region: 1-441 (146 amino acids)
Biological process (GO): prostaglandin metabolic process
Molecular function (GO): 15-oxoprostaglandin 13-reductase [NAD(P)+] activity
Source: RefSeq, a predicted model, not a curated record
AUGGGGCGGCUCGGCUUCGACGGCGUCCUGGAUUACCGCGCCGACAACUUCGCCGACCAACUGUUAGCUAUGCUACCCUAUGGACCGGAUGUCUACUUCGAUAAUGUCGGUGGGAAGCUCUCUCAGGUCGUGAUGGGCCAGAUGCGCCGUCCGGGCCGCAUUGUCGAGUGCGGUCAAAUUGCAACCUACAAUGACCCGGACACGGCUUGGAAGGUCGAUAUUUCCCCGAUCCAUGCUAACGGGCUGCGAUUUGACGGUUUCAGCGUCGCUCUAUUUCUACACCGGGCCGCCGAAGCCCGGACAAAACUCCGCGGCUGGGUCGAAGGCGGUCAGCUUGACCCUCUCGAGCACGAGCUUCGCGGUCUAGAGCAACUUCCCGGGGCGAUAGCCGGUCUGUUCAGCGGAAGCAACACUGGUAAACUGAUUGUCACCAUAGAGUGA